Messenger RNA from Oryzias melastigma (Indian medaka), 935 nucleotides. It is a transcript of the gene mad2l1, whose product is annotated as MAD2 mitotic arrest deficient-like 1 (yeast). Gene Ontology annotation, cellular component: nucleoplasm; cytoplasm; kinetochore. The transcript is spliced from 5 exons. Gene Ontology annotation, biological process: mitotic spindle assembly checkpoint signaling. The coding region runs from base 119 to 727 and encodes 202 amino acids. The record is from RefSeq and is a predicted model, not a curated record. NCBI's taxonomy places the organism in Eukaryota, Metazoa, Chordata, Actinopteri, Beloniformes, Adrianichthyidae.
CGCAUGCGUAGAGGUCGUCACUGAUUUUUCAAAUUGGACGGCGGGUGCUGGUUGUAGCCUUCGGGAUAAAAAGAAGCACGAAGUUUAUUUAAAAAAAAAUCGAGCGUCAUUUCCCGAGAUGACGAGCACUUUAAAAGGAAUUACCCUUAAAGGAAGCGCGGAGCUGGUGGCCGAGUUUUUCUCCUUCGGCAUCAACAGCAUCCUGUACCAGCGGGGCAUUUACCCCCCGGAGACUUUCACCAGAGUCACUCACUAUGACAUGAGCCUGCAGGUCACCACGGAGCCCAAGCUGAACAACUACCUGACCAACGUGGUGUCCCAGCUCAAAGAGUGGCUGUUUGAGUGCAGUGUGCAGAAGCUGGUGCUGGUCAUCACCUGCCUCGAGACCAACGAGGUGCUGGAGAGAUGGCAGUUCGACAUCGAGUGUGACAAGUCGGCUAAAGAGAGCAGUGCUCCCAGAGAGAAGUCGAUCAAGACCAUUCAGGAUGAGAUCCGCUCUGUCAUCAGACAGAUCACAGCUACCGUCACUUUCCUGCCUCUGCUGGAGACGCAGUGCUCGUUUGACCUCCUGGUGUACACGGACAAAGAUUUGGUGGUUCCUGAGAAGUGGGAGGAGUCAGGGCCGCAGAUAAUCGACCAAUCAGAGGAGGUGCGCUUGCGCUCCUUCACCACCUCCAUCCACAAAGUGAGCAGCAUGGUAGCAUACAAGAGGACCGACUCAGCUUGAACCAGCUGAUCUGCAGUGCUGUUCUCUCUCUGCACAUGAGGAACUCCUCUUCAUUUCCUGACUUUAUUUGUGUGUUAGACGAUGAGACAAACGUGUGCAUAAAUGUUUCUGUUAGACAUUUGUCUGUCCUCUCUGUGUUUCUCUGAUCUGUCUCUCCUUCAGAAGAUGAAUUCCCUCUUUCAGAUUAACAUUAAAAUUGUUUCUCAAA